ACGUCACGGGCUGGUCACGUGACAUAGUUGUGUGACGUCACAGAGCGCAAAACGCACAAGCUGAAGUUUCGAGUUCGAACUGGAGUUAGUUUCGUGAUUCAUGGUGUACACACAGUUUGUUGAGUUCUAGGUUUAUAAUAUAAUCAAACAUAAUGUCCAAGACAUCUGUGUUUUACACUGAGUGCAGUGAAGUCAAGAGAGAAGGUCUGGAUAGGCAGGAGAUGAUCAUGCUUACCUCAGACAUAAUGUAUGAGUCUGUCAGCAUCGAAAAGGUAACAACUGACAAAAAAACUGUCGAGACAACAACAAGAGGUUCAGGGAGCGUGAGCCCAGAUAAUCAAGGCAGCAUCAAGGCUUGUCCUACAGACAGUGUGGAGAACAGCCCAACAGAAAAACCUGCAAAAGGGAGAAAGAUGAAAGAAGUCUGUUCUGUCUUUCGGAGAGUAUGGAAGGCUGUAAAGCGCCCUUUCCAUUGCUGUGAUCCAAACAGUGUGGUGCGUCUUACACCAGAGCUGAACCAAGAUGAUUCAGAGCUAAUGCCUGCCCCAAGUCCAUUCAGAAUCACACCAACAGCUGCCACAGAUGCUGCUGACCCUGAGCUGAUGCAUCUGCCAGGCCAGGUCUGUGAGGAUGUUGAGUCGUUGUGUGUGCCAGGUCCCUCCUGGACUGAGCAAACACUGGACACAGAUCUGGCCGAUCCUGAGUCGUCACCUGUGGCAGAUCCGUCCAGUUCUGAUCUGGGUGAUGAAAAACCUAAAAAACGGAGAAAGAGGAAAGCAGUCCAUGCGUUCUUCAGGAGAUUCCGUAAGGCUGUAAAGCACCUCUUCCCCUGCCGUGACUCAAAGAGAGUCCAGCAUUCUACACCACAGGUGGAUCUAGACGAUUCUGAGAUGAAGUUAGCAGAUGGCACCAUUUCUGUUGAGCCUGAGCCAGGGUGUCAGACCAGGUCUGACCAGGUCUGUUCAGAUCUCCAGUCCCCAUCUGUGCAAGUGGCCAGCCCAGAUCCAGCCACUCCAGUGUUGUCACGUGUGUCAGAUUCAUCAGAUCUGGAGAUCAGUCUGGAUUGUGGAUCUAGAGUGUCUUUCUUUGUAGUGGGAGAGCUUCUAGGACAAGGAAGUUUUGGCAUGGUGUAUGAGGGAUCCCAUAUAUUUAGUGACAGAAUUAAGGUUGCCAUGAAGUACAUCCACAAGCACCAAGCUGACCGUUAUCUUGAUGUUGCUGGUCAUUCCAAACCUGUGCUCGCAGAAGUGGCGAUGUUGCUUCGGUUGGGACAACCUCCAUUAUGCCCCAACGUCAUCAAAUUGCAUGAUUGGAUUGAGAAUAAGAGGAGCUUUGUGCUCAUAAUGGAGUACCCGGAACCAUGCCAUACCUUAAAUCAACACAUCAUGUAUUCAGAUGACAUGAAUGAAGGAAAAGCACGCUGGUUAAUCCGUCAGUUAAUCCAAGCUGUGAAACACUGUAUUGACCGUGGAGUCCUCCAUGGUGAUAUCCACACAGGGAACAUCCUGGUGACUGACCCCAGUUUAAAACUCAAACUAAUUGACUUUGGUUGUGCUCAUCCAAUCAGCUGUGAGGGCAAUCUCAGCAGUGAAUAUAGAGGAGCACCACUCUGCACCCCACCUGAGGUCAUAAGGAAUACCACAUUCCACGCUAACCCAGCAUAUGUCUGGGCAAUAGGUGUUGUGCUCUUUGAAAUCUUGCAUGGAUAUUUGCCCUUUGAAAGCCAAGACGAAAUACUGCGUGGCUACGUUCAAGCGAAACUGACUUUAUCCUCAGCAUGCCGUGACCUGAUUUUUCAGUGUUUGAUCCGCAAUCCAGCUAACAGACUGAUGCUACAGCAUCUAGAAGAGCACAGGUGGUUUAAUAACUAGACAGAGGUUCCCGUGCAUCAACCAGACAAGAAAAGGCAGUGUAACACACAGAGCAGGUCUUAAAUUGUUUCUCAGUCCCCUCUUGCCCAUGAGAAGAGUCAUGUAAAAGGAGGCAAGACUUCAUCUACAAAGUUUAUUGUUAAACUAUAACUUAUGCAGGAAUAUUAUAAGAAGUGAUACAGAGAUUCAUCCAAUAAGAACUGCACAUUACAUAAUAUAGGAAUGAAAAGGGAAUAACAAAAUCCAUAUACGGAGGCUUUCUGGAACAAAAGAUAUUCCUCUCUAUCUGUGCCUUGUGGACCAGAAGACAAACUCAAUGAAGCCCUCUUUCACAAUCUCCGUCUCCUCUUGCACUCCAAUACACAA
This is a messenger RNA of Cyprinus carpio (common carp), 2237 nucleotides long. RefSeq names its product probable serine/threonine-protein kinase MARK-A. Gene Ontology annotation, cellular component: cytoplasm. The record is from RefSeq and is a predicted model, not a curated record. Gene Ontology annotation, molecular function: protein serine/threonine kinase activity; ATP binding. Gene Ontology annotation, biological process: protein autophosphorylation; negative regulation of apoptotic process; regulation of mitotic cell cycle. The transcript is spliced from 8 exons. Lineage: Eukaryota; Metazoa; Chordata; Actinopteri; Cypriniformes; Cyprinidae. Bases 153 to 1871 code for a protein of 572 amino acids.